GAUCACUGCAACCACAGCGCAUUGUUGCAAUUGAACUGGCUGGCGGGUAAAUUUCAAUAUAAAAACGGUGCCACCGCCAGUUGAGUUAACUAGUCGUUUGGUUACAGCAAUCACCAGCUGAACAUUGCCAAGUAAAGUUACAACAAGUUCUUUGAAGUCUCAUUCAACCGCAAGUCAACAUGAAAUUCCUCAUUGUCACCAUUGCCCUGUUCGCCGCCGUUGUCAUGGCCCAGGAUAAAUACACCACCAAAUACGACAACAUCGAUUUGGAUGAAAUUCUAAAAUCCGAUCGUCUCUUCAGCAACUACUACAAAUGUUUGGUGGAUCAGGGCACCUGCACCCCCGAUGGCCGUGAAUUGAAAAAUACCCUACCCGAUGCCUUGCAAACCGAAUGUAGUAAAUGUAACGAAAAGCAAAAGGCCGCCGCCGAUAAGGUUAUUCGUUACAUUAUCGAAAACAAAGCCGAAGAAUGGAAGGCCUUGCAGGAGAAAUACGAUCCCGAGCACAUCUAUGCCACCAAAUACAAGGCUGAAGCCGAGAAACGUGGUAUCAAGAUCUAAAUUUGAUGAAAUACCUCAACUACCCCGCAAAGAAACCAAUGGCCAAAUACUCAAAGUAAUGAUCGGAUGAUGAUGAGAGGGAAAUUUUCGGAAUUCAACGAAAAGUUUUUUUACUUGUUUUUUUAUAGUAGAAAUGUUUUGCAACAACAAAAUUGAAGUCUUAGUUUUUGCACCAAUUGUUAUUGUUUGUAGAUGUUUUGUUAAGUUUUUGAAAACAAAUCUGUUGGUCAUAAUAAAAGAGUAGAAAUUUAAAAAAAAAAAAACA
Molecule: messenger RNA, 825 nt
Organism: Musca domestica (house fly)
Lineage: Eukaryota; Metazoa; Arthropoda; Insecta; Diptera; Muscidae
Product: ejaculatory bulb-specific protein 3
Exons: 2
Coding region: 180-560 (126 amino acids)
Source: RefSeq, a predicted model, not a curated record